Molecule: messenger RNA, 3812 nt
Organism: Microtus oregoni (creeping vole)
Lineage: Eukaryota; Metazoa; Chordata; Mammalia; Rodentia; Cricetidae
Gene: Ppp1r3e
Product: protein phosphatase 1 regulatory subunit 3E
Exons: 2
Coding region: 217-1056 (279 amino acids)
Biological process (GO): regulation of glycogen biosynthetic process
Cellular component (GO): protein phosphatase type 1 complex
Molecular function (GO): glycogen binding; protein phosphatase 1 binding
Source: RefSeq, a predicted model, not a curated record
CGGACAGCCUAAGACACGGGGGCUGACCACCAAAGGGAGGGAAAGGUGGUUCAGGAAACCAGCCAGGCCAAGCACACGAGGCGACUGCAAGGCGAGUCCACGGCCCGCAGCUGCCGAAGCAGCCCUCCACCUUAUGCGCGGCCGCAGAGCAGGCGGGCGGGCGAGCGAGGACGCGCCGGGUACUGUGCGCUGGCCCCGCUGGGGCGCAGGGCUGUCAUGUCCCGCGAGCGGCCUCCGCGCACCGACAUCCCUCGCAACCUGAGCUUUAUAGCCGCGCUGACCGAGCGCGCCUACUACCGCAGCCAGCGGCCCAGCCUCGAGGAGGAGUCGGAGGAGGAGCCGGGAGAGGGCGGGACCCGGCCCGGUGCCCGCUCGCGGGCUCACGUGCGGGAUCGGGGGCGCAGGGCCCGCUCUGCGCCCGCAGGUGGCAGCGGGGCACGGGCAGCCCGCAGCCGCAGCCCUGACACUCGCAAGCGAGUGCGUUUCGCCGACGCGCUGGGGCUGGAGCUGGCCGUGGUACGCCGCUUCCGCCCGGGGGAACCGCCCCGGGUGCCCCGCCACGUGCAGGUGCAACUGCAGAGGGACGCCCUGCGCCACUUCGCGCCGUGCCCGCCGCGCACUCGCGGCCUCCAGGAGGCGCGCGCCGCCCUGGAGCCCGCCCGCGAGCCCGGCUUCGCCGCCCGGCUGCAGGCGCAGCGCAUCUGCCUGGAGCGCGCGGACGCGGGCCCUCUGGGCGUGGCCGGGAGCGCGCGCGUGCUGGACCUGGCCUACGAGAAGCGCGUGAGCGUGCGCUGGAGCGCGGACGGCUGGCGCAGCCUGCGGGAGUCGCCCGCCGCCUACGCCGGCCCGGCCCCGGCCCCACCGCGGGCUGACCGCUUCUCCUUCCGCCUGCCGGCGCCUCCAGUCGGCGGCGCUCUGCUCUUCGCCCUGCGCUACCGUGUGAUCGGCCGCGAGUUCUGGGACAACAACGGCGGCCGUGAUUACGCACUACUUGGGCCCGAGCAUCCUGGUGGUGCCGGAGCCGCGGAGACCCAGGGCUGGAUCCAUUUUAUUUGAGACUAGGCUCCUGCCGGCCACAGCAGGGAAACCACACAGGGGCACCCAGGCGUGGGGGGAGGGCUGUGGCGCCAGGAACCCGGGGACCACAAUUGGCAGGUGGGUGGAGAGUCGUCCCAGAGAGUCAAGCGGAGGUGGCUGAAAACCGUCUGCGAAGCUCAGAGAGAUUAGGGUGGGAAACGGCAGGUGGAUGUAAGUGGAAGGAACUCAAGGAAUUCGAGAAAGGAGGCCAGAAGGGAUCUGGGAAGUUGUGCCCCCCUUGGACGGAUUGAGCAUUAUGGACUGAGCAACCUUGACGUGUGAAGUCGGUCGGAUUGCUUCCCUCUUACUGGCCUUACCACCUUCAGGUCCCCAUGUCCUGCCCAUCCUAGCUUUAUCUGAGCCGAAAUUGCCUUGCUUAACCCCAGGAAUUUGACUAUUGCCCCCUGGGCCCUGGCAGUUUGACAGGAUUCACUUGAUUCUCAGCAGUUCUUGACUUCGGCCUUCAAGGAGAGAGAGUCCUUCAGCCACCGCGCAAGCCUCGUAAAGAAUAUAGUUGGUGGCAAAACUAACUCCGGGCCUGCCCUUUUUUUAUAAUAGCCAAAUAAUGGGGCAUCUGAGGGGCUGCAUAGUCAGGCUUCCAGAAAAAUGAAUGCCAGCCUUACUUUUCUGGGUGCCUUCUUAGACCUGGAAGCACUUUAUGGACUUUGUCAAGGGACAGCGAAUCAUGAAAAUCACUGCUGAUUUAUUCUUUGUGCCUCUGAAAAAGAGGAAACUACCGAGUAUCUGUACGGUUGAGCAGGUUAUUUUAUCUUUGGGGGCUCCAGGUUGCUCUGUGAGAAAUUGGAUUUGAGUUAGGUGGCCCUUUAAGGCUACCUUUGUUUGUUUUCAGACAAGGUCUCUAACCCAGGCUGACUCCAACUCGCAGCCCUCCUGCCCUUAGCCUCUGCUGUGCUGGGGUUAUUGGUGUGAGCCACUUUGCUCUCCAGGCUCCGUUUUGGUGUUUUAUAAUCUGUUCCUGGUACAGUACAGGUUAGAAACUGUAUUGGAGAAUACAGUGCUACAGUUAAAGCCCCCACAGCAAGCCAGGUAUCGUGGCACACACAGGGAGUGUUGAGUUUGAGGCCAACCAGGUAAUAUGAUGGCAGCCUGAACUACAUAAGACUGUUUCGGAAAAUUAAAAGAAGAAACAAGGCUUACCUAGCACAGUGAGCCAGUGUUUGGAUAUAAGAUGAGGAUAGUUUCUUCCUUCCCUCCUUCCUUCCUUCCUUCCUUCCCUCCCUCCCUCCCUCCCUCCUUCCUUCCUUCCUUCCUUCCUUCCUUCUUGUGUGUAGGGGCAUGGAUGAUCCAGGACACAGGAAGCAUAACCAGCCCAUAGCCUCAGCGCCUUCUGUAGCAGCCAAGCCAUAGUUCACCCUAUGCCAUUUGGUUUUUGCACUUAAACCCCACAGACUUCUAGUUCUAGCCUGGGUCCCCUGAGAAAAUGGAGCAGAGCAUUGCUGUAGGGAGAGUGAUGCAUGGGAGACCCUGAAUGAAACAACGUUGGAACUCUGGAGAUUAUGGGUAUAAGAAAUAGAAAACAAAAAUGAGAGCAGUUUGAGGAGUAAAUGGCACCAGAAGGUGACAGUUGGAUCCAUAUUCUGAGCCAAUGACAUGGAAAACCUGGAGUCUAAUGUAAUACUCACCCACCUUCACACCUCAUGCCCUUCUUAGGGAGGCUCUAGGUGAGAGUCGGGUGUUGCUGGUUUUCCUUUCCUUGUCUUUCUCCCUUCCCUCACUUGUUUCUUUUUAAUAUUUGUUUAUUUAUUUAUUUUGUAUACAGUGUCCUGUCUGCAUGUAUGCCUGCAUUAUAGAUGGUUGUGAGCCACCAUGUGGUUGCUGGGAAUUGAACGCUGUUCCUCUGGAAGAGCAGCCAGUGAUCUUAACCUCUGAGCCAUCUCUCCAGCCCCUUCGCUUGUUUCUUUGAACAUGUGGGACAUUUUUGCCAUUCUUUCCUCCCUUCGCACUUGUUGGCCCCUACGGGACAUCCCCUUUCCCUUGAGAAGGGAUGGGUAUUGUAACUCCUUUUCUCCAAGGCCAUAAUUGAGCUACGUUCCUCAGAUGUCUCCUUGACAGCUCUUUAAAGAGGAAAGAAUGUUCCCAGUGUUACAGCUGAACAAGGACCUCCCAGGUAACUGGCUUCUCACUCUACCUUUCCCCUGUCAGGUACACACACAUACAUUCAGAAUUCAGUUUGGGGCUUGUUCCUUUGCCCUCCGGUCAUUUCUCUAACAAACGCACAUUUAAGCGCUGUAUUACCUUGUACAAAAAACAGUCGGCUGCAUCCCACGCAUCACCUUCAGGGUCAGCUAAGUCAAGGGAGGCGCUGUACUGGGAACCAGCAAACAGUGCACUCGCUAGUCUUCAACGAGGAACCCAGGGAGACUGGGUUGAGGGUCAGUUGUUACGACAUCAUUCCUAAUGUGUUAUGUGUGUGUUACUAUUAUGUCAUAUUAACAAUAGUAACAGCUCCCGUUUAACUUUCGUGUGCUAAAUGUGUUUUAUAUGCAUGUUAAAAAUAUGACUGUGACUUGAACUUAUUAUCCUUGUUUUAGAAACAAGUCUAGGCUCAGUUAUUUGUUGAAGAGUGCAGGAUUGUGAACCCAGGAAGUUCCCACAGUCUGUGUGGUAUGUCUUUUUAUUUCUCUAAAAACAAAAUUAAAACUUUGCUAUGUAUCAUCUGUCUUAGGGAAUGGCCAUCGCUCUUCAUUAUGCUGGGCCCUCCUGUGCUCCCAGGG